Megachile rotundata (alfalfa leafcutting bee) is the source of this 2027-nucleotide messenger RNA. Its product is annotated as UPAR/Ly6 domain-containing protein crok. The record is from RefSeq and is a predicted model, not a curated record. NCBI's taxonomy places the organism in Eukaryota, Metazoa, Arthropoda, Insecta, Hymenoptera, Megachilidae. Gene Ontology annotation, biological process: regulation of synaptic transmission, cholinergic; positive regulation of voltage-gated potassium channel activity; sleep.
UUCUUAAAAAAUAUGUCAGUAAGAAAUUUGAAGAUGUCAGUUUGAACAAAGAUGUGAAUAUGAAAAAGUACGCUAAUGACUUAUGAAAAUACGACUAAAUAUAAAAGUGACUAGUCAGAUUUGCAUCGUUAUCACUAACGUCAAAAAAUCAAUUGCAUCCCUUCCCUCGGUCGUUCAAAAUUAUUGAUUUCUCUCGAAUCGAAGAGCGGUUAUCAUAAUCGCGUAUCCGACUUUCCCUCGGUCGUGGUUAGAUCGUUUGGGCCUUGGAUUAUUGGUCGGUGGAAGACGAGUUCGUUUUUCCGUUUCUCUCCUCCUCUUCGUUCCUCCAUCGCAAUCACGUAUAGUGGUAUUACAUGUAGAACAUAUCCAUGGUUAUGCCAGUACUGUGAGCAUCGUCGCCUUGGUUGCGGACUUGCGCUGAAACCGUGUCGCGAAACGGCCACCGUGAACAGUGCUUCAGUAGCUUUCGGGGCCGAAUGGUUGGCCUCGUCAACCCCUUCGUCUAAUCGCUUUCUCUCACUUCCGGUUUCGACGAAUCCGACCGCGAAACGGCUCGCAAACGUACGUACACAGACACGGUGACCGCGAGCUGCGUUUUGAUCGUUGACGUGCAAGGAUAAAAAGAAAACAAAAACCGACAUGAAACACUCGGUCGUCCUCGUCUUGUGCGUCCUGGUCAUUUUCUGUUUUUGUGGUAUAAACGCAAUAAAGUGUUACCUUUGUAACAGUCACAAUGACAGUCGAUGCGCCGAUGACGUUCCUCCAGAUGUCCUUAAAAAGGACUGUGCCGAUCUCAAGGACGGUGCUAAAUACACAAUGUGUAGAAAGAUUACGCAAGUCAUUGAGUUCAGUGUUAAUGGACUUCCACCUGAUACACGAGUGAUAAGAGGCUGCGGAUGGGACGAAUCGAAUUACAAGAAAAAAUGUUAUCAACGAAGCGGUUUCGGUGGCCGUCAAGAAGUCUGUUCGUGUGUGGAAGACUUUUGCAACACGGCGACACCGAACGUUUUACCACCGAAAUCUUUAAUCCUGUCGUGUGUACUCGGCAGUGUUCUACUAGCAUUCAUUCGUAAUUAGUUCCAUGGAAAUUAAACCUAUUAACGAACAGUCUGCGAAGAGAUGCGUUCGAGAUUAGUACCUACCUACAGGCAUUCUUCGGGAAACAAUACAGUAAUCGUUCGCCAAACGCUCGUUCCGAUUGAAACUUUUGCCUAAGCGGAGAAAGAACGAUUAAUCGUUCGCUAGUUUAAAACGCACUCUAAUACGUGCGGACAGGAGGCGCUCCUAACGAGCGUUUCUCGAACGGUUAGUGUAUACGGAUGGAUAAGAUGAGUCUCAGAGGAAGUGCAUACAUUCUGAUCUCUGGCCGCGAAUAAGAAAAUUGCAUAGCACAAGUGAACAAAAUUGAAACGCCAAAUAUCCCGCGUUAUUUAUCGGAUAAAAAAAUGUUGACCGUGAUGGAAUCUCGAAAUGAAAUUCUAGAGACAGUGCAGUGGCUUCCUCCUGUCCAUUAUCGUAGUCUAGUGAAAACGUGCACGCUGUUCCUGAUUGCCUGUUCAUUUCGAACUGAAUCUCGAUAAAGGUUAGACAAUGAGUUCUAAAAUCAAAUUAUUCGCCAAAAUUACUUUUCGAGUAACGCCGUAUACAUUCAUCGAUAUUUACACAGAAAUGUAAUGGAAAACGGUCGCGUUUCUUCCAGAAUAUUUUCUAAUUGCACAGGGACUCAGGAACGGUUCAUUUUUGGUACUUUUUGCGAAACGUCGAACAGCUUGGCGAGCACUCCUUCAUCAUGCAUAAUUCUUCUUGAGAAACUCCAGUAUAGGGUGCUGAAGGUGUGACAACAGUCACAUUGUGUUCACUCGUCAAUUUUUUGCGUAGAGCUUAAGAAUGAUAUUACACACAAGUAACAAUUACGCAACUUGUUGAAAGUCUAUAUGUUGUGACAACAUUCGCGAGAGAAUAAAAAAGCAUCUGUAUGACAUGUUUUUGCAAAGCGAGGAAAAUAUAUCAGGGUUGUCGUUGCGGAA